AUGGAGGAUGAUGGCGCCAGCAACGGAUUCCUCCGACCCCUAUCCCAGCCGGCGUUGAACUCGAGAUUUCCGUCACUACGACGCUUGAACUCCACCGAACCCUACCGACACCGUUCGUUACCUGCUGAACCCUCACCUGGCUCCGACCGUGCCAGCAGUGAGAUUACCUUCGCUGUCCUGUAUGAUGAUGGCCCCGACUACCACGUCGGCCGAUACGACGAUCAGGGGUCGAUGCGGUCUCAUCAGCAACGAGACUCGAUACAGUCCUACGCCCCGUCCUUCCGAACGCGAGACUCGAGGAUAGUCAGCGACGACCAUUACCUCGGCCGUGACCAAGACUUUGUAGCGAACCAGAGAUUACUGGCAGAAGGCUACCUAAACAGCAAUGAUUCCCUGUACGACCAGUCAGUUCCUCGUUAUCCUACCCAGUCAGAAGAGACGUUAGCCAUGAACACACUACAUAAUACAUAUCCUCGAGAUGAGAAGAGACCGUUGUCACAACAAAUGACUCCUCCGAUGGACCGAGCGACCAGCAAACAUUCACAUGAGUCCUGGUGCACGUGCGAGGAAGACCAUGGCCAUGGUCAUAGCCACGGCAUGUUAGACAGGAAGGACCCAGCCAAGUUUGAUCUUGAAGCCCAGAACGGCCCUGCUACCCCCACCCCCUUCCUACCGAAGGAGAAGCCUGGUGGUGGCCCCGGCGGCCCCGGCGGUCCUGGUGGUCCGGGAGGUCCCAAGAAGCCCAAGGAUCCCUUCGAUGUAAGUCUCGCGCACGAACGUACUCGAUCGAACAAGACCAGGGCUAACUUCGCAUUGCAGGUCACGUUUGAAGGUCCUAAUGACCCGCUUAACCCAAAGAACUGGCCGAGCAAGAAGAAAUGGGCCAUCACCAUGCUCACAGCGGCAUUCACUUUCCUGUCACCUCUUGCUUCCUCGAUGAUUGCACCCGCCUUGUUCCAGAUCCAAGAAGACUUCGACAUCAAGAGCGACUUUGAGCUGCAGAUGACUCUGUCCAUCUUCGUCUUGGCCUACGCGAUCGGUCCUAUGAUUCUGGGGCCUCUCUCCGAAUUAUACGGCCGUGUCGUCAUCCUUCAAUCCUCCAACGUCUUGUUCCUGGCCUUCAACACGGCCUGUGGCUUUGCUCAGUCUUCCGCACAGCUCCUGGCUUUCCGCUUCCUGGCCGGUCUCGGUGGUUCUGCUCCCCUGGCCAUUGGUGGUGGUGUCCUCGGUGACUUGUUCAAGCCCGAAGAGCGUGGCAAGGCCAUGGGUAUCUACGCGAUGGGGCCUCUUCUCGGUCCCGCCAUUGGUCCGAUCGUGGGCGCCUGGGUCGCCGAGAAGUCCACUUGGCGAUGGAUGUUCUAUGCCUCGUCGAUUGUCAACGCCUUCAUCCUGGCGGCCGGAUUCUGGAAACUCAACGAAACCUACGCUCCUUACAUCCUGCACAAGAAGGCCAAGAUGAUUCGCAAGCAGACUGGCGACAACCGUUACCGCGCAGAAGGCGAAGGUGAGGUGGACCAGCCAGUCUGGAAGAAGAUCGUCAAGACCAUGGUCCGAUCGUUUGGCAUGCUGUUCAGCCAGCCCAUCGUCCAGGUCUUGGCUCUCUACAUGGCUUUCUCGUACGGAAUCCUGUACCUCGCUCUCUCCACGUUCCCCAACCUGUACAUGAAGGUCUACGGAGAAUCCGUCGGCAUUGCUGGUCUCAACUACAUCUCCCUCGGUCUGGGCUUCUUCAUCGGUGCCCCUCUCUGCGGCAAAUCUGGCGACAAGGUCUACCGCAAGCUCAAGGCCAAGGAUCCCCGAGGACUGGGCAAACCCGAAUACCGUAUGCCAGUCGUCAUCCCCUUCUCGCUCUUUGUGCCCAUCGGCCUCUUGGUGUACGGAUGGUCCGCUCAAGUCAAAACCCACUGGAUUGUUCCCAACAUCGGCUCCUUCCUGUUCGGCAUUGGCACGAUCGCUGCAUUCCAAUGCGUCACCACGUACCUUGUCGACACCUACGCCCGGUUCGCCGCUUCUGCUGUGGCUGCCGUCACGAUCUUACGGUCACUGGCUGGUUUCAGCUUCCCGCUCUUCGCCCCCAUCAUGUACAAGGCCCUCGACUUCGGCUGGGGUAAUACCGUUUUGGCACUUGCCGCCGUCGGCAUCGGCAUUCCUGUCCCUAUCCUCCUCUGGCUCUUCGGAGAGAAGCUGAGGAAACGAAGCAGUCUCGCCAGCAAGGGUCCUCCGGGCGGUAGAGGCCCCGGAGGUCCUGGAGGCCCAGGUGGCCCCGGUGGUCCCCCAGGUGGCGGUCCUGGCGGUCCCGGUGGUCCGGGCAUGAAAGGUCCUGGAGGUCCUCCGGGUGGUCCUGGCGGCAAAGGACCGGCGCCUAGCGGCAAACCUCCCGGCUAUACGCAAUGA
This is a messenger RNA of Cladophialophora carrionii CBS 160.54, 2394 nucleotides long. RefSeq lists its product as uncharacterized. Lineage: Eukaryota; Fungi; Ascomycota; Eurotiomycetes; Chaetothyriales; Herpotrichiellaceae. Gene Ontology annotation, biological process: transmembrane transport. Bases 1 to 2394 code for a protein of 797 amino acids. The record is from RefSeq and is a predicted model, not a curated record. The transcript has a single exon. Gene Ontology annotation, molecular function: transmembrane transporter activity.